This is a messenger RNA of Podarcis lilfordi (Lilford's wall lizard), 33578 nucleotides long. Lineage: Eukaryota; Metazoa; Chordata; Lepidosauria; Squamata; Lacertidae. The record is from the annotation of a GenBank genome assembly.
AUGGAUUACCAGUCAAGCAUCAUCCGGGACUCUAACCCCAUGGAGAAUCUGGAGAAACAGUUGAUUUGCCCCAUCUGCCUGGAGAUGUUCUCCAAGCCUGUGGUGAUCUUACCUUGCCAGCAUAACCUCUGCAGGAAAUGCGCCAACGACGUCUUCCAGGUCAGUAGGCGUCCUAGCAUUGUCCAAGGUGUGUGUUGGGACGACGGGGGUGGGGAGGGAGUUGUGGGUGUGUUUUAGAUGAGGGGGGAGCAGCGGGGAGUUAUGCCACUUGAAUGUAUAGAUCACCCCUGUGCAAAAGAAGAAGGGGGAAAGGGCAGAAGAUCUGGGUUCAUCCACAAACAAUAUCCCCAGUGUGGUGUACAUAUCUCAGGCUUGUGGAUUCUGCUGGGAGGGGGGCAGUUACCAGAACCCUGAGGUCCCCCCUCCCACGUGGGUACAAACUAAUAGCUUCACUAAGCUACAAUUCCCAGCACCCUUAACAAACUACAGUUCCAAGGAUUCUUUGGGGAAGCAAUGAACUGUAAAUGUGCUUCAAAUGUACAGCCCACAUGCUCCUAUCCGUGCUUAUUCAGAAGCAAGUCCCACUGAUUUCAACAAGACUUCCUUCCAAUAAUGCUUGCCUAAGACAGCAGUCUUUGACAGCCCUCCUCACAUGUUAUUCAUGUGCAAAACCUAAGUGUACAGAGCAGGGAAAAGGAGCCUCAGUCCCAGGGGCCAAAUGCAACAGCCCUCCUCACAUGUUAUUCAUGUGCAAAACCUAAGUGUACAGAGCAGGGAAAAGGAGCCUCAGUCCCAGGGGCCAAUGCCUCUCCCUCUGGCCCUUGGACCUCUCCCAGGUCCCACCAUUCUACAGCCACACCCCCUGUCCCCAGGCCACGCCCCUCACUGGCCCCCCUUUGCAGCCCCUUGGGCGCUUCUGCCUGGUUGGAAUGUGCCCUUGAACUAUGAUAUUGUUUCUUGCUUUCCUGGAGGGUGUGUGUGAGAGAGUGUGCAUUAAAAUGAGCCAACAGCAAAAAUUCACCUGUGUUGCUCCACCCACUUUUGCCUCUGGUCCCGCCCACAUCGGAACACUUGGCUGUGCUGGUAUACCGAUCACACGGAGCCUCUUCUAGAGAGCAGGAGCUCAUGUGUUGGGCUUUUGUCUUCCACUAGAUAAAGUUGUGAAGAGCCUACGUCACCCUGUCAUCUUUGGGUGGGACUUUGUAUCUUAAAUUAUAGACCUAUAUGUCAAUAGCAACAGAAUUUUCUAUUCUUUUACAAGUGCCUGUCACUUAUUACCAUUCAUUAUAUUCUAAAAUGGUAAAUGCAUGAGCCGGAGGGAUAGCUCAGUUGGUAGAGCAUGAAAAUUAAUCUCAAGGUUGUGGGUUCGAGCCCCAUGUUGGGCAAAAGAUUCCUGCCUUGCAGGGGGUUGGACUAGAUGACCCUCAUGGUCCCUUCCAACUCUACAAUUCUAUGCUCCUCUAAAGCCAUUUAAAAUUUUAAUACCCUGUUUGUUAGAAGCCGCCCAGAGUGGCUGGGGAGGCUAGGCCAGAUGGGGUAUAAGGAAUAAAUUAUUAUAAAAGUUUUCACAGUCCUAAGUGUCACAUAGUAGUCUGGUUCAUCCAAUAUGUACUUUCUUAUUUAUCCACUUAUACAACGAAGAAUGGUCUCCAUCAUAGUGUUAUCUACCUACACAUACUGAAAGGCCAAGGUGCCCCUUUAAUAUGAGUGUGGAAAAGAUUUCCCCUGGCUCGAGAAAACCAAGCCCUUUCCCCAGAAGGACCCAAGGCUACCAGUCAGGUUGUCAAAUGAAACGUUGCCAUUUUCUAGUUGAAAAUACAUAAAUAAUCUCAACUCAACCUUGGUGCUACAUGGCCUGGAAUUUCCAGCAGGGAAAUAGCUGCUUUAGUCCUUUGUGAAGUGGCCAAGGUGGUGCCUGCCAGGUGUUAUGGACUACAACUCCCAUCAGCCCCAGCCAACAUGGUCAGGAAAGAUGGGAGCUGUAGUCCAACAACAUUUGGAGAGCACCAUCUUGGCUAGUACACCUGCCUUAGACUUAAAACUUUAUUAUGGGAUUCACUUUUAUGAACUAAAGGAAGUGCACUUCCAAUCCACAAAAGUUUAUGCCAUAAUGAAACGGUUAGUCUUUAAGGUGUCACAAUAUGAUUUGAUGUUUCAUAGAAUGAUCCAAGUUGGGCUCAUCUCUGGCUACUUCCAAGCACAGUUCCGUGUUCUUAUUUCAUCCCUGAACAGAAUGUUAUGUUCUGAAAUAAAUCACCCUCUGCCCAAUCACAUUAAUGAAUGAAUUGAUUUAUUGACUGAAUAACUGGAACAACAAGAUGAGCCAGCAUUGAGCAAACUCAUUAGCAGCGCUGUGCAAAAAUGCAAAAAGGAAACGGAAAGGAUAUACUGUAUCAAAGUACUUUAGUUGCAACAUGAGUUAAAUAUAAUGAAAAUCGCGAUAACUGUGAAAUAUCCUUCAUUACUUUUGCCAGGGGUCUCAUCCCCUUGAAAAUUCAAAUACAACCCCUUUCCAAUUUCAGUUUGUGUGAAAUGCGCCAAGACCACUUCCCAAGAGAUCCAAGAGAAGCUGUGGCCAGGAGCCAGUUGAUAAGAGUGCUGGGCCUUUAGGGGGCCUGUUUUACUUCUGACACCGCCUUUCCAAAGUGUGUUGAUCGUUGUUGCCAAACCUCCAAGGCAACAAAACAAGGAGAGGCAGGAAGGAAAACCCAGGGGCAGAGGAGAAAUUGGAUUCUGUUUGCUGGGACAGGGGGAUUAAAGUCUUCCAAAAGGUCUUACAGUUUGACAGCCAAUUGCGGAGGGGAAGGCAGGGACUGAAGUGCUUGUUGAAACCCAAACCAGAGCUGUUGUUCCUUUAUUAUCACCAAGAGCUGCUUCUCGCAAGAUGGCUUCCUGCGCAGGCAUAAUUUCCAUCCAGGAAAACCCACAUGGCCACUGGGUCAUGUGACAAAUACAUGUGUGAAUGUGUCACUUGUAGAUAGUGUGAAGAAGCAGAGUUUUAGGGAAAGCCGGUCCACAGUUUUACCUAAUGUGUUUUUGUGCAUCGCAACAGUCAGAUAAGGGCAGAUUUCAGAGGAUGCUGGUGUUUCAGGUCUCAUGCUGCUUUGGAACGUGCAAAUUUGAUAUAUUAUCUUUUAAAUGGGAACUGAAUUGAAUUUCUCCCCCAUCUCUGGCUGUCACAGAGUUCUUCCUUUAUGAUCAUAAGACCCUUAGAACAGCCCUCCUAGAUACUCUGAAGGCCUACCCUAGCCCUGCAUUCUGCUCCCACAGCGGCCAACCAGAUGCCUCCAGGAAGCUCACGAAGAGGGCAAGAAAGCAGUGACCCUUUCCUGUUCUUGCGCGGCAGUAAAUGAUAUUCAGUGGCAUACCAGCUCCAAAAUCUGGAGGAGGAUGAGCAGCCGUGGGUAGACUUACAGAAUCCUCCUUCCCACCGGCAUCCAUUUUGUACUGCUGGCAGUUCAUGGUACAGUCACAAGAAGCUAUUGUAAAAAAAAUAAAAAAAUAAAAAAAAUUCCAACACUGUUUCAGCUCCUCUUAAAUAACAAAACCCUUCUUUCCCUUAUAAGCCCCCACUUUGACUGAACCAUCUCUAAAUGCUCUGCUAAAGAGGACUGGAGCAAGUGGCCUGUUCCUAUGAAGGGUUUCCAACCCAUUCAGAUCUGCUCAUCAAUAGGAUGAAAAUUAAUCAAGGGCUGGAGCAGAUUCUCUCACAGUCAUUCUCUAAUGGAUGUGAUUUGCAGCAGGCACAGGAUGGACCAAAAGAAGGUACUUUACACCCCACACGCUUAGAUGGGCUUUUAAAAAGGAAUUAGAUCAGGGAUAAGGAACUGGGGAACUCCAGUUAUUGUUGCACUCAAGCUCCCAUCAGCCCCUGCUAGCAUGGCCAAUGGCCAGGGAUGAUGGGAGUUGUAGUACAGCAACAUCUGGAGGGUACCAUGUGUUGUCCAUCUCUGGGUCAUACAAAUUCAUGGAGCAUAGACUUAAAAUCAGUGGGUAUUAUCCGUGAUAAAGUGUGGGGCACCUUUCACACUCCCGAGGUUGCUCAGCUGUUUUGGACCUUAGUCAUAUUCAGCAAAGCUAUAUUUGCAUUCUUCAGUUCUUGUCUUUGUAAGUUAGGGAUGGGGACGGAAAUCUGUCACUUUCAGUUUCUCAUGUUUCUAAUCUUAAAUUUGAUUCACAUUUCUGCAGCAAUUUGCAAUUGUUAUUAUUUUAAUCCUCAUGAAAAGUCUUCAGCAUUUUAGUGUAGAUCAGGCAUAGGCAAACUCUGGCCCUCCAGAUGUUUGGGACUACAAUUCCCAUCAUCCCUGACCACUGGUCCUAUUAGCUAGGGAUGGUGGGAAUUGUAGUCCCAAACAUCUGGAUGGCUAGAGUUUGCCUAUGCCUGGUGUAGAUCUCUCCUUAUAUACACAUUUUUUGCAGCUUUGACAUGUGCUCAUUUUUGCAAGCAAUUUCUCCUAGUAUAAUGCAUUUUUGUAUGUUUUCUUCACCAAUACAUUCAUUUUUAUGCACAUUUCCCCCUUAUAUAUGCAUUUUUGUUACAUUGGCUGUUGAACUGCAUCAGAAAAUUUGGAGGUGUGAGUUUUGAAGGAUGGCUGUGUUUUGGUUCUCACACAUUUUCAGAAAGUGCAAAUUGUGAUGAAUUCAGCUUUAAAUGUGAGCCGAAUCAAACUUCUCCUGCAUUACUAGUUAAAGCAAGAAUGGUGAACCAGUAGACCUCCAGGUGUUAUUCAGCUACAACACAGGUGGGGAAAUCUCAGCAUCAGGAAGACAUAGGUUCUCCACUCUAGAUCUAAAAAGACCUGUUAAAUAGAUAACAUGCAACUAUGUAAUUGAAAACCUAGCUGUGGCCACUGAUCUCCAGCUCCAAUAGAAAGGUUGUUGUUGCAACAGUUAUAAAAAGGGUCUUCUGGUUGGAUCAUCCACUUGGUUUGUUGAGCUUGGCCAGUUUUCCAAUGUCAUGCUCUGAUACAAGUGCAAAGCAUGAUGGGGUUUUCCCAUCCCAUAAGGACAACUAUGAAUCAUUCUUACAAGCGUCACCAGAUAACUGUGAUGAUACUUGAAUAGCUGAGCCCUCAGGUCAUCUUUUCCAGGCCAAACGAUGGUAGGAUUGGUUGUUUUGUGGGUUCCUUUGCAAAAAAAAAAUUUUUUUUAAGCUUACUGAACUUUGCCCUUACAUUGUUGAUGGCACUUGCAGGCUGCUAACCCAUACUGGCAAACGGCCCGGGGGACUACCAUAUCAGGGGGACGGUUCCGCUGCCCCUCCUGCCGCCACGAAGUCAUCCUGGACCGCCAUGGAGUCUAUGGCCUGCAGAGGAAUCUACUGGUGGAGAACAUCAUUGAUAUCUACAAGCAGGAAUAUACCAGGUUUGUAUCACAGCUGCCUUCCUCUUGUUUGCCAUAGCUCAAGGGGGAAGUCAUAGCUCAGAGGUAGAGCAUCUGCUUUGCAAGCAGAAGAUUCCACAUUCGAUCCUCAGCAUCUUCAGGUAAGCCCGGGAGACGCCUCAUCCAAAACCCUGGAAAGCUACUGCCAACCAGUAGACAAUACUGAGAGAGAUGGGAUAAAGGUAGCUUCCUAUGCUUUGAGGGAGAAGCACGGCUGUCACUCAUAUUUGGGAAGGAUCCGUUUGUUAGAAAGCGGGCAGAAAAAAGCAGACCAGUCCAGGAACACUGGGAGGACUAUAGGAACCCAGCACACAUGCACGGAUCCAUUUCCAUUAGAGGAAGUGGAAUUUGGGUGGAUUAGAGAGGUAUCUGAAUAUAGUAGGGGAGGCGCUGAUGAUGCUUUGUGGGGGAGCGGGGUGUCAUUAAGUCCUGCCCAGAGUGAAGAAAUAGCAUUGGCUUCCCAAAAUAAAAUCAACAGCUCUGCAGAGCCAGAGCUAGCUUCUUGGACACUUUGGCACGCACAGAAGCAAGGUCUAAACAUAACCUCAGUGUGGAGGUUAAUAUUAGAGAGGAGGUGGGAGUCAGUCCAAUUCCUACUGUACAAAGAGAUGGCCAGGGUCUCGUCUCCAUUACCUUCAUGUCAAAUCCAUCCCCCAUUAUAUUCUUGUAGAGAAGCUGGUAAAUGUGGACUGGAUGAGGUAACAGUUAAGUAGAUUUGUAGCUGAUUGACAAACCCAGAGAGUGCUCAGUGACGGUUCCUCGUCACCCUGGGAAAAGGUGACAGGUGGGGUGCCACAGGGUUCUGUCCUGGGUCCGCUGUUGUUCAACGUCUUUAUAAAUGACUUGGAAGAAGGAAUUGAGAGGAUGCUCAUCAAUUUUGCAGAUGAGCAAACCAGUGUGAACUGAACACACGACUAUCCUUUGAAAUCUGCACUUCUCCAAAUUUUGUGAUGCAGUUCCCCAUUCAAAAAGCAUGCCAAAAAUGAAUAGAUGAGUGAAAAUGAUGUACAAAACUACAUUAUAUGGGGGAGGGGGAAGCUUGCAAAAUGCAUAUAUUAGGCAAGAUGUGUACAAAGAUGUAUAGCUUAGAAGAAAUGCGCACACACAAAAUUUGUGUGGACUUUUUAAAAGGAAAAAUUGCUAGUUGAUGUGGAAUUGGAAUAGGGAAAUGAGAAGCAGAGAAAGACAGAAAUUGACAGAUUUGUGCAGCUCUGUUGUAGCAGUUGGUUGCUUGCUGAUGAAGGAGAAACACACCUGAGCCACUGUUCCCAUUUAACCAAACUCACAUGUGAACUCUGGCUUUAUUCCCAUAAAUAAAAAGAUGCCAUUAAGAUGAGAAAAGAGGAGGGAAUAUGUGUGCUUGUCUUUAAACAAAAGUCCAUUAUCUCCAGGACUAAGAGUCUCAUCUAUCCAACUGGCUUCUUUUGUGUUUUCUCCAGCCGACCCCUGAAGAAGGGAAACCACCCAAUGUGCAAGGAACACGAAGAUGAGAAGAUCAACAUCUAUUGCUUAACUUGUGAGGUGCCCACCUGCUCCAUGUGCAAAGUCUUUGGGGCUCACAAAGACUGCGAAGUGGCGCCCCUUCAAAGUGUCUUUCAGGGCCAAAAGGUACCAGCUGUUGCUUUCAAUGGCUUCACACUCGUUUUCAAACUUUUUUUUUUCAACUUUCUGCCUCCAGAAAACGCUUCCCCCCAUUGGCUGACCUGCAGGGGGACUCCAAAACCCUUGCCCUGGAAACUCUCAAGUCAUUGAACCUCAGAUCUAGGGGCCAAACAUGGCCCUCCAGUCGUCUCCUUUGGGACUCUCCCUAGGCUACCUCUAUCUUUUGCACCUCUAUCCAAUUGCCAAAAAAAGGGACCCUGCUUCUUUCACAAUGUAAAUAAAUAUAUAACCCUACUGAAACCUCCCACGCAUGGCUGGCUUGUUGGUGGUAGGGCAUAAGCUGUCUUUCAAGGAAGCUGUUGUUCACUAUUACUGAUCUUCUCAUUGAGGAAUCCUUGAUAAGCUUCAGAGGAAUCUCAGGGGGUAGUUAGAUCAUUUUUUAUUCCAGAGUUAAUUGUCUUAUUGAUGAGGAGUGGACUUUUAAGAUGGCAGUGGACAUUAUUUCAUGUGUGGCAAGCCAGACCUGCUAUGUUUUGGUACCCACCUUCCAAAUGGGGUCCUGGAUUUCUGCCCCAAACUCUACGUGGAUGGCACCAGUAUUGGACACUACCACAUUAGAGCAAAAAGGGGACCCAUUAGGAAACCUUGGUGCAUUGCACAAGGACAAAAGGGUUCAGUCCCUUGACCUUAGCGGGGUUCACAUCUCAUUGCUUGGCAUGCAGAUAGAGCAGGAGGGAGCAUCUCCCAUUUGGGUUGAGAGAUGAUUGGAGACAUUAGGAUGUGCUGCGCUGUGCCUUUCAGGAAUAGCCUUUGACUGCUAACACAGCUGGUAUGGAUAUACACAGAUGACUGCAGUCCCCAAGCAGCCACCAGCAGAUUAUAUUUAGAGUCACUUGAGAGCCGUGAGGCGGUGGUGGACCCCUCGGAAAGGCGUUCAGUCCCAAGGGAGCAGCUGUGAGCAGGGUUGGGUGGCUGGAGGUCUUUUCCCUGGGCUUCUUGGAUGGGUGCCAUGGAGACUGCAUGAAUUCUCUCACAGGAGUCAAACAAAUCAACCACUGGGUCCCUUCCCCACUGCAAGCACAGCGAAGGGCCAUAGCUCAAUGGUAGAGCAUCUCUUUGGCAUGCAGAAGGACCCAGGCUCAUUCCCCAGCGUUGAGAGUAGAACCCAUGUGUGGAAGUUGCAACUAUAAAAUAAAUAAACCUGCCAUGCAGGGAUAAGUGGAUCACCUAAUGGCUUCGUCACCAUUCACAGCUCACGGUGCAACUCAUCCUUCUCACCACAAAGCUAGGUUGAGCUUUGGCGUAGCAAACCAAUGUCAGUUGCACUGUUUGAGUCAUGAUAGGGACAAAACAACUGCCCCAAGGCCCACUCACCCAACCAACCCAGGCCAAGCUGUGCAUGGCACAUUGUCCAUGUGAGAGCCACAGUUCAGACAGCCUUUUGGAUCCUUGGAAGGGGGGGGGUUGCCUAGCGGCCAGGUGACAAAAAGACCAUCUGUGCUGGCUUCUGCUUGGUGAAAAGCCCAUUGUCUCCCAGGGGCUGAAAGGAUCAUGUGAAGGUGCCUUCAGAAGCCAUCAGGUCUACAAGAUAUUGAAUUUGCAAGGAGCACGAGGAGAGGGAUUUGCACAAGCAACCACUGAGCUGAGGUUUUCUUAGCAACAAUCUCUGUUUCCUUAAGAAGCCCUGCCUCAUUCUAUCAGAGACAAGGGGUCUUGGGCUGUGGUGUGCUGGGGCAAAUGGCACCUUGCUGAGUUAAUAAUGAUAAUGAUAAACGUUUUCUGCACUGUACAACCCCCCUCAAGUCCCUGCCACCAGUUUACAGCCUAACGAGACAUGACACGAAAGGGAAAGGGGAUAGAGGAGAAAGGGAAACAAGCCAAUCUAGGCUGGAGCUGUUUGUAUUACAAGACACACACCCCAGCCCUGUCCGAACCCAAAUUAGAGGGUUCCUCUUUAUCUCCUCUAUUAGGAGCUUUCAUUUAUUCCCAUAGCCAUCCCUUCUUUCACUAUUAUCCAGAGAAACAGCAUGGCAUGCCCUUUCUCUCGAAGGAGAAGGGGCAUGCAGGAUUCCAAUCUAUUUUUGUUGCCUUCUCUCACACACAGACGGAGCUGACCAACUGCAUCUCUAUGUUGGUGGCAGGCAAUGACAGAAUACAGACGAUCAUCAACCAGCUGGAAGAGUCGUGCAAAGCCACUGAGGUGAGGAAUGCAACAAAUGACUGAGCCCUUGGAAAUCUGAGCGGCGGAAGGGAAACACAACUCUGAGAUGGCUGGUGCAGGUGUUGACAGGGCGAGGGGUGGGGGAGGAGAAAGAUGUCUGCUUUUCUCUGAAGUUCACUGGCUUCCCUCUUUUUCCAAAUCUGGGCAGCUAAAUCAGGGGAGAAGUCUACUACUCCAUUUAGACAAAGCAGUCGCUGCAAACCCACCAUGUUCCUCACCCUCACUUGUUUCCUCUCAAUCCCUGGCAGGAGAAUGGCCGGCAGGUCAAGCAGGACUUGUGUGAGAAGUUUGAAGCCCUCAUUGCCACUGUAGAGGAGAGGCGGAGUUGGCUGCUGGAGCGCAUCUCCAAGGCACAAGAAGAGAAAGUUGGCUUCAUGCAGAACCUCAUCCAGCAGUACAAAGACCAGCUGGAGCAGUCGAGCAAGCUGGUGGAGAGCGCCAUCCAGUCCAUGGAGGAAGAGGCAGGAGCUGCUUUUCUCAUGGUGAGGCAAACUUAUGGGCAAUUAUGGGGAGCCUGUGGACCACCAGGUGUUGGUUGGACCACAACUCCCAUCAUAACUAGCUAUUGGGGUUGCUGGUGGGAGCCCAGCGACAUCUUGACAGCUAUAGGUUCUCCAGCCCUGUGCUAAGGAAGUGGAGUGGGUGGCCAACUCCUCUUUGUCUUCUGGCUGGAGACCAAGACCAGAUUGCCCUCCUGCUCACUUCCAUAGCUGCAAGAAACUCAGUGCAGCAGGCCUUGACAAUUGUAAUCAUAACUGCAAGAUUUUCUUUGAUGACCAUUGUGGGUCCAUCACUGGCAGUAGAGAAGGAUGGCUGCCUGCACCUCAGGAACCUUUAGCUCUGCCGAGACACUGCUUUUCUACUGGAAGUAGAAUUUAAAAGGCUGGUUCCACAUGGGGCAACAUAUCAUUCCAUCCAUGUCCAGCAACAGCCAUCCUCCUGGCCUCGAUCAGGGGUGGGGGAACGCCGCCGGCCAACUUUGACAGAUGGGCCGGGCAACCCAGCUGUCAGUCAGAUGACACCAUUGUGAUGGCAGAUGACUCACAAAGCAGGUUGCCCUGCCCACCUGCCAAAAUCCCUUGCGCAGGGUUCUCAAGAUGGCUACCUGUUGCUGGAGGUGCAGCAGCAGCCACAUAGAACAGCUCACAGAGCCAUUUGCAAGUCUCCUCAAGGGUGGAAAGGAGCAGCACAGGGGGCCUUCAAAGAGCACUGCUGGGAGCAAAAAACUAUUUACAUGAAAUGGAAACUGCUUUCCCCGCCUUGAGCAAGCCAUCCCCCUGCCACCUAUCAGCUGAUGGGUUAUUGGGAGCCCUCCUUACUUCAGCAAAGGAACAAGUGGGAGCCCAUUUUAGUCUCCUGAUCGUUCCUUUGUAGCCUCACCCUUCCCUGCUCCACACUGUGCCACCCUCUUCGCUGCAUUUCCCUCCUUCUUCCAGGAAGCAGCAGCGACUCACCUGCCAGGCCAGGUAAAUGUCUCCACCCCACCAUCUACUAUUAAAUUCUGCUGAGUGCUAGCACCAAUCACAAUUGAGGGAGAGUGUGACUCUACCCAAAAUAAGUCCAAGGGAGACUUUGCAUAUCCUUUUUCAACUCUCCACCUGCUGCUUUAGGAGACCCAACUGGUUUCUGCUUUCCUUCACUGUGCAGCUCUGCUUGUCACGAGACAGGUGUUUACAUUCCACAGUCUGUACUGUUGGAGUUUCUCACGGGAAAGGGAGACUGGAUGUGACGUACACUGGUUUCCUGUUUUUCACUGUGUGAUUCUCUCCGAGCUGUCGAGGAGAGAGGAUGCAUUUUCUGCUCCGGCAGAGGCAAGAUGUCUUUCUGUAAUAUACCAGCUUUGAACUGUAAAUAAAGCAAUAUAGAGUAUGCAGCACGUAUUCCUCAUCCUUCCGCUGGGCACCAGACUCUGCUUUAAUCAACACGUGGUUAUGGACUCCAGAAGUCGAAUCGGAGUGCCGGCAAAGGAUCGGAAUGCAGAGGGACAGAUCGGAACGGAAUCUGCUCUGCGCGUAGAAGUGAUUGAUGAGGUAUGUGCUACUGCUCCGGGCAGCCUGCCAGCUUCAAGUUAAUGGCUUUAUGGCUGGACUUUGAACUUUUAAAGCCGGUUUUGCCGGGAAUAGGCAAAAGGCUCCCAGGCACAAGUCACUAUGCUGGGGAAAUCGAAAGUAACUUUAAGUGUGCCUUUGUAAUAAGGCAGCUGCAGCAGUGACGCAGCAAGAUUUAAAGCAGCAUAUAUAUGACGCUGAAGGCUAAUGCCAGAGUCAUGAUGGCCCUUCAGGAUGCUUGUGGGAUUCCUAAGCUCAACAAGAAAAAUUACAGCGACUGGGUUCAGUAUGCAGAGGCAAUUCUGCGGAAAGAGGGUUUGUUUGAGGUGAUUACAGAAACCCCCCCAGUUCCAGUUACAGAUGCAUGGGAAGCUAAGGAUUCCAAAGCAAGGGGAACUCUUACAUUGAUAGUAUCCCCAGAAGAGCUCUGUCUAUUGCGUGAUAAGACCUCAGCCAAAGAAAUUUGGGACGCUUUGAGAGAGGCUCACUUAAGGACAGAAGCUGGAUCCACUAUGUUUUACUUUAACAAGCUGCACAAUAUGGCUCUUGCUGAAGGUGGAGAUGUGCGUUUACAUCUGAUGGAGAUGCAAAAUCUGAGACAUGAGCUGCAACAGAGAGGACUCAACUUUCCAGAGGCUGUGUAUUCUUUCAUGAUACUACAAUCUUUGGGUUCAGGUUGGGAGUCUGUUGCAACCCAGAUUGCUGUGCAACCAACUGCUCAGCUGACAGUGGACUUUGUUACUGCCGUGAUUUUAAAUGAAGCAGAUCGCCGGGGUGCUAGCUGCAUGGGCAAGGGGAGUCUUCACAGACGUCAUCCCAUAGUGCAGUGGAACCACCAGAUGGCGCCAAAGCUUUGAAGGCAGUGAAAUGCUACUCGUGUGGACGUCUAGGCCAUAUGAAGAGGGAAUGCAGACAUCCCAGGGCCAAGACAGAGCAGCGCAGCGAAAGCUCAUCGCGCGGAAAAGGCCGAGGCAAAGGCAAAGGUCCGGUGUCUAGGACAACGCAGCACAAGGCUAUGGUUUCACGCUUCACUCCAAAGGUUGCAGAGGUCCAGAAGACGUCUAGAUCUUUCUUCGUUGUUGAUUCAGCGGCCACCCACCACAUGUGCAACGAUAAGAGACUGUUUGUGUCUUUUACACCGCAGGAAGGUGCGAUUCACCAGGCGGAUGACCACACUAUUCCCAGUAAAGGCUACGGAACUGUUGUUCUUCACAGUUUGGACUUAUCGAUACAGAAUGUGCUUUACGUGCCAGACGCCAAACAUAAUCUGCUCAGCGUUGGACAGCUGAAUGAGCGGAACAUUGACGUUUCCUUCAAGAACAAGAAGUGCAUCAUCACAAAGAAAAAUGAUUAUGUAUUGCAUGCAGAAUAUGUUGAUCGUUUGUUUGUUUUGUAUUAUGAUGAUGUGGUGCAGGAUGACACUUGUUGCAUUGCAGGUUCUAACAAAAGUUUGCAUGCAGAAUGUAUUCACGAUUUUCAUAGAAAAUUUGGUCAUUUGCAUUUUGAGGCAGUAUCUAAAAUGCCUGCCUUGGUUGAAGGUAUGACUAUUAAACCCUGCAGGUACCACAUGAAGUGCAAAGCAUGCGCAGCAAACAAAGUGAAAAUGGCUGCGAAAGGUAAGGUGUCUAGUAGGAAAGCUACAGAACCAUACCAGGUUGUUCAUGCUGAUUUGGUUGGACCACUAGCGCCCUCUUUGGGUGGAAAUAGAUACUUCAUGGUUCUCAUUGAUGCAUUUUCUAGAUAUAUUUUUGUGUACAAUCUCAAGCAGAAAUCGGAGGCUUUUCCUAGGUUCAAGGAAUUCUGUGCUUGGUUGGAAAAUGUGCAUGGUAAGAAGAUAAAGACUCUUUUCAGUGAUCGCGGGGGAAUUCACUUCUCAGCAGUUUGAAGCUUUUCUGACUGAGAAAGGAAUUCAACACGAUUUGUCUAGUCCUCGCUCGCCAUGGCAGAAUGGACUUGCGGAACGGGCAAAUCAGACAUUGCUUCAAGGGUUAAAAACCUUGCUGCAUGAUGCCAAUCUUCCAGAGAGUUAUUGGGCCGAAUCUCUCUCGUGUUUUGUUUACAGUUACAAUCGCAGGUUAUCUUCAGCGCUUGGUUGUACCUCUAUGAGAAGAUGUUUGGCAAGAAGCCAUACAUCAAACACAUGAAGAUUUUUGGUUCUGACAUGUGGGUUCGCUCACCACAAAACUCCAAGUUAGACAAGCGUGGAUUGCAUGGUAUCUUUCUAGGUUAUCAGAAAGGGUCUUACAGAAUAAUGAUGACUGACUCUAAGACAAUUAAGCUCACGAGAAGUGUCGAGUACCAUGCAAAGUGGGGGAGAAUGUGGGAAUUUUCCAAUGUUAUCCUGAUGACGGUGAUGAGACUGAGGAUAGUCAAAGCAACCACAACAGCCCACACCCACUGAUGAAGGUUCUGAGUCUGAAUCUGAAACUGAAUCGGGUGAUUCAGAGGAUUUCGAGAGUGCGAAAGCCUCUAUGCGACCCUCUGAAAGCUCUGAUCAAGAAUUGGAGGAACCAUUGUUCACAAUAGGUCGUUUUCUCCUAAGAAGGAAGAGGAGAGUGUUGAAGACUUAAGGCUAAUUCGUAGGUCACAGAGAGCCACAAAAGGCAAACCUCCAAAGAGAUUUGCUGAUGAGUUUGCUACGAUAGCAGUAACAGCUGUUAAAAGCUCCAAGAAGGUAUUCGAACCUUCAAAUUUCCAAGAAAUCCAGGGUUUGGAUUCGAAGGAAGCUGAGCCAUGGUUAAAUGCCAUGAAGGCUGAGCUUGAUUCCUUAGAAAGGAACAAAACAUGGGAGCUAGUUCCAGUAGUUCCAGGAAUGAAACUGCUUGGAAGCAAAUGGGUCUUCAAAGCGAAGACAGAUCAGAAUGGCAAGAUAGUCAGACACAAAGCCAGAUUGGUAGCCAGAGGUUUUGCACAGGUACCAGGUCAAGACUAUCACGAGACCUAUUCACCCACAGUGAGAUAUGAAAGCAUUAGGCUUAUGCUUAAGCUAGCUGCAGAGGAAAAUCUACACAUUAGUCACCAUGAUAUUAAUACAGCUUUUCUGUACGGAUCUCUAGAUGAAUCACUUUAUAUGCUUCCACCUGAUGGCGUACAGGUAAAACAGGGAUUUGUUUGUGCUCUGAAGAAAUCCCUUUAUGGUCUCAAACAAAGUGCACGGUGUUGGCACACGAAACUCACUGAAGUAUUGUUUUCUCUAGGUUUUCAGCAAGGGAAAGCUGAUCCAUGUGUAUUUGUCAAAGAGGAGGGGCAAAAGAAACUGUACUGUUUGUUUUAUGUUGAUGAUUUAUUAUUCUUUUGGAAAGAUGUUGCAAUGUACAAUAGCGCCCUAGCUCAACUGAAAGAGCACUUUGACAUGAAAGAUCUUGGUGAGGUAAACAACUACCUAUCUCUGGAAAUAGAGAGAGAUCAAGAUGGUAACAUUCUAGUACACCAGUCACGGAAAAUUGCUGAUGUGUUAAGCAAACUAAAUCUGAUGGAUGCUAACCCUGUAGACACACCGAUGACAACAGGUUAUCAGGUAGAUGACACUGAAGAAGCAUUUUCUGACACUACACUGUACAGGAGUGUGCUAGGCAAGCUAAACUUCAUUGCCAGAUGUUCAAGACCAGACAUUGCUGUUAGCUGUAAUUUGCUAAGCAGACAAGUCAACAAUCCUAGUGUCAAGCAUUGGAAAGCUCUGAAACGCAUAGCGCGGUAUUUGAAAGGCACUAUGCAUUACAGACUGAGAUUUAACAAUCAAAAGUCUGGUGGUCUUGAGAUAUUUGCAGAUGCAAGUUUUGGAAGUGACGCUACAGACAGGAAAAGUACGUCUGGAGUUUGCUACAUGUACAAUCAGAGUCUGUUUGAUUGGUCAUGCAAGAAGCAAACAACAGUUAGCUUAAGUACUUGUGAAGCCGAACUCAAUGCACUGUCUUAUUCACUUAAGGAUUGUGAAUGGUUAGUACAAUUGUGCAAAGAUAUGAAAAUUCCUGUCAAAUGUCCAAUCCAGGUUUACCAGGACAACAAAGCAUGUUUGGCUUUGCUGAAGUCUGAAGGUUGUAAGCAAAGCACAAAGCACUUGCAAUUAAAGUUGCAGCAUGCUAGGGAAUGUAUUCAGAAGGGACUCGUAACGGUGUCCUAUAUGCCAGGUAAUGAAAUUCCUGCUGAUGUAUUGUCCAAGAUUGUAUCGAGGGAUCAACACUGUACCUAUGUGCAGAAGUUGGGUUUGUACUGAUAUUGUACAAACACGCUGCCCAGUGAUGUUCACAGAAAGGGGAGGAUGUUGGUUUCUGCUUUCCUUCACUGUGCAGCUCUGCUUGUCACGAGACAGGUGUUUACAUUCCACAGUCUGUACUGUUGGAGUUUCUCACGGGAAAGGGAGACUGGAUGUGACGUACACUGGUUUCCUGUUUUUCACUGUGUGAUUCUCUCCGAGCUGUCGAGGAGAGAGGAUGCAUUUUUCUGCUCCGGCAGAGGCAAGAUGUCUUUCUGUAAUAUACCAGCUUUGAACUGUAAAUAAAGCAAUAUAGAGUAUGCAGCACGUAUUCCUCAUCCUUCCGCUGGGCACCAGACUCUGCUUUAAUCAACACUGGCCUCUAGAUCAAAAUAUUUGAAAAGAAUCACUUAGCAUAUGUCAAAUGCCAUAUAAAUGCUAUCUCAGUAGUUCCGACAACAACCCUGGAAGGUAGGCCACUAUGAGACUAAAGGAGAGACACAAGUUCUAAUCCCCCUUCAGCCAGAAAACUCAUUAGGUGACCUUGGGCCAGCCACUAUCACUCAGCCUAACCUACCUCAUAAGGUUGUUGUGAGGAUGAAAUAGGAAGGGGAAACCAUGUAUGUUGCCUUGGAUCUCUGGAGGAAGGGCAGAUGAUCAAAGCAGGUCAAACUUUUAAGAUACUGCCACUAAGGGGGGCACAGUUUUAAAGUGAAAUGUCUUUCUCCACUAAUGAUCACUCUCUGUUUUUUUUCCCCUCCCCUCCCUGUUUCUUCCUCAUUCCAGUCUGCCAAGCAGCUCAUUAAAACGUAAGUCCUGGAACACUAUUUUCUAAAUUGCAGCUUCUGUGUGCAAAUUCUUCUGUAUGCUGUUCUUCUCAAUGAAUACAGGAUCCUAAUGAGAAGCUCUCUCUGAUUGAAAGCUUAAAAACAAGGCUCCUUUUCAGAGCUGACCAGCUUAGAAGGGGUGGGCUGUUUUUUGUUUCUUUGCUGAGUUGUAAUACUCCUGCUUGCAGAAAUUGAGAGGCAGAAUAAAGAUCAUAAAGUAUGCUUGGUUCGGUUUGCAUUAAAGGUGAACCUUCCAUAUCCCCACUUCCUCUUGUUCCUCUUCUUCCACACACCCCACUCCAGAAAACUUCUCUUUAGUGCUCUAUCAGAGCAAACAGCAAUUUGGGUUUUCUCUGGAUUGAUGUUUGCUCUGAUUUAACACUAAAGAGUGGGUUUUCCCUGUGAAUGGAGCAGGGUAAAGGGAAAAAAAAGGCUCAAACCCAUGCCUAGAAGGUGCGGGUCAAGUGGGAAACUGCUUGGACCCCUGCUUUUUAGGCACAAAACAAUCGGAAGUGUGGAUCAACCCAAUAGGUGAACCAAACCAAAGCCAUCCAUUGAAAUAAAUUUCAGGAUGAGUUAUAACCAAAAUUAAAACAACACAAUGGGUUAAUGAAGUUCUGGGAUAACUCAUCUGGGAAUAAGCCCCACUGAGCAUACCUGUAGGACUUACUUGUGAGUGAAUUACACUGCACAGGUGCAGUCCUCUACCAACUUACCUGGGGGUAAGUCCCAUUGAAUUGAGUGGGGAUUAACUCUGAGUAGACAUGUAUAUGAUAGCAUUGGGAAAUGCACUAAGAGCAGGAAGAAAAAAACAUCUCUUUCCAUCCUGUUUUCUCCGUAGAAUUAUCGAGGCAUCGAAGGGUGCUCAAUUGGAGAAGAUUGAGCCAGGUUUUGAAAACAUGGAUUAUUUUACCAUAGACCUGGAAAACAUUGCAGAAGCCUUGAGAAGCCUUGACUUUGAGGCAGGUAUGGUAAAUAUGGCACCUUUUCAGUGUUCUUGUCAUUUAAAGAAUCUUUCCUCUCCAAUUAAAAUUAACAACAACGACUUCCAAAGUAACUUAUAGAUCAAUAAAACCAAGACCAAGUCCCUACCCCCAGAAUUCCAAAGAUACAACAGAAAUGGAAACUGGAUGAGUCAGUCACCAAUACAAAACAUCGUUACAAGUCAUCUCUCAAGCUAUACUAAGUACUACUGCAUGCCAGCUGUCAAACACCGUCUAUCAAAUACUGACACCAAAUUUCCUUCAGGGUUUCCUUGAAGGGGUCACAUGCAGUUAUCAGAUAUAUGGUGCAUGCCCAGUAAAUAUUGAAGAUAUGUCAAGUGUUCUCCUGAGCAAACAUUCAUAAUGGAAAAUUUGGCAGAGAAAAUUCCUCUUGUGUCUCAAUUGCCUCUCCCACCUGCUCUGUGGCUAAGGUCCAUUGCUCCCUACUAAGGACAGCUGCAUCACCUUGUUUUCUGUUAUUAGAGAGGUUGAACAGACUAAUGAAACUGCCUCUACCUGAAAGCUACUUGCAAAACAAAGAUAAAGGAUUAUUAGCACAGUUAGAAAUAAUAACUAAUAUUUUCAAAUACUGCCCCUUUAGGCACAAAAGGUUUUCAGAGAACCCCAUGCAUUGUUCCUUAUGAAGAAGAGAUCACAGCUCAGUGGUAGAGCAGGUGCAAAAUAUUCAGAGCGUCCCAGGUUCAGUCCCCAGCAUCUUUGGGUAGGACUGGAAGAGACUUCAACCUGAAACCCUAGCGAGCCCCUGCCAGUCAGUGUAGACGAUACUAACUGGGCAGACCAACAGUCUGAUCUGGUCUAAGUCAUCCUUCUGUGUUCCUUUGAAAGGAUGGUUGCAGUGAGCAAACUGCUUUCCUCCCAGUGUUUUCUGCGAGGGACCAUAGGUCAGGGGCAGAGCACAGAUUUUUCCAGAAGGUCUCCAGUUUGGUUCUUGGCAUCUCUUGUUUAAAAGGGAUCUGGUAGCAGGAAGUGGAAAGACCGUAGUAGCCUCAGCCACUGCCAUUCAUCAGAGUAGACAAUAGGGGAGCUAAUUGUUGGCUGUGCACACACCAUACAUUUAAAGCACACACAUUCCUAAAGAAUCAUGGGAAAUGUAGUCUGUUAAGGGUGUCUGUGAGGGGUGAACUACAAUUCCCCUGAUUAUUUUGGGCUGAUGGUGUACUCUAAAUGUAUGUGGUGCGUUUGCAAGAUCCUUCCUAGCUGAAGUCCUGGCAUCAAAUGUCAGUGGAUGGUUCCUUGGUAGAAAAGGUGGUUCUAAAUCUCCUGCAUUGUUUAUCUCUCCGCGCCCCCCCCCCCUUUUAAGAUGAGGAAGAUGAAGAGGUGAAUGAGGAAGAAGAAACAGAAGAGGGAGACCCACAAGAUGAGAAGGUGGAUGGUACGUGCAUAACUGGAGCAAGCCUGAGCAAGUGAAAGAGAAAUGUGGCUGUUGAGAAACUCUCUUAACUUUGGCUGCUCAGUUUCCACGUUCUUGCUGAGGACUGGUGUUUGCGUGGCACCUUGAAUAAUGGCAGUGCUAUUUUCAUUUCAAUACCGUGAGGGGAAAAAUGGCUGCCACUGAUGGAGGCAAGGAGAUUCACAGUGCAAUGGCACCCUGUCACUGGAAUGCUGUUCUCAGCAAAGAACACAGGCUAGAGGAAAGAGAGGCCCCAUCUGAACUAUACAUUUAAAGCAGUGUCAUACCACUUUAAACAGCCAUGACUUCCCCCAAAGAAUCCUGGGAACUCUUUGAGAGCUGCAAUUCCCAGAGUUCCCUUGGACGAGAGACUGAUGACCAACCCCCUUCCCAGGGCACUUUGGGAAUUGCUCUGGGAGGGGAAUAGUGCUCUGUGUAACUUGGGGUGAACUACAGUUCCCAGAAUUCUUUGUGUCAGUCAGUCAGCCAGUCAGUUUUAUUGCACGUAGCCAAAGGCUGCUGCAAUGUACACAGAAUUAUUCAACAAUUAAAAGAAAAUAUACUGGAUUGAUAAUACAAAAAUAUUAUCAAGACAUUACCUAUUCUAAACAGAGCUAUAAAAGUACCUUAACAUACAAGUUAAGACAUUAAACAAUAACAUUUAUAAGCUAAAAUUAUCACAUGGCCACUAAUAUGUUAAUUAAUACAAUGUGCAAUUAUAUUCAGAGUUUGGUGAUAAAGAUGAAUUCUUUGUGGAGAGCUAAGUGGUAUAAAUGAGCUUUAAAUGUACAGUGUGGAUGGAGAAACAUUCUUCCCUGUUACAAGGCAACUGCCUCCAGCUGUUGGCCAUGUUAGUUGGGGCUGAUGGGUUUUGGGGUCCAAUAACAAUUGGAGGGUCCACACAUUCCCCAUUCUUUCCUUGUGUACUAAACUGGUUUCACUUACAUGUCGUUUCCACCUUUGUUUGUUUCAGGUCCUCAGUAACGAAGGAGGAGGGGAAAAUGGAUUCCAGAGGGGAAGGAGAAAUUCUGCCUGUAUGGACUGGGAAGACUUGGGGAGGGGGAGGAAGAGGGGUGUAGUGGGGUGGGACGCCCAAACUGAAUGCCCAACAAGCAAUGAGGAAAAGGAGCAGGACGCAGUUCAGCUGAAGAAGAGCCAUUUGGGAUGUGGAAUUCUUGGCAGUCCAGAAAGAAUACUUGCACAAGGACACUUUUAUACACGGGUGCAAAAAGGAACCUUUCAUACAUUUUAUAUGUUGUUGGUGUGUGUGUUUUUGUACAUAAUUGUCAUGCACUUGAAUUUUUUUUGUAAAGAAAAAAAGAUAAGCUUUUUCUCCCCUCAGGUUUUUUUUGGGGGGGGGAGGGAGCAUUCAGAGCACCCUUCCACAGACCGAAGGAUGCCAAUUCUGGGAAUUAGUUAGAGUUUCUUUGCACUGCUUAGACUGUUAGGAAAAAUGGAAAAGUUUUAGUGUUAGUAGACCUUAGCUAACCAACCGUACCAAUAGUUUUAGUCAACUUUUUUGAUCUAGGAAGAAGGAUCUGAUAAAAGAAUAUUAUUUGCUUUAAUGCCUGUAGCUGAACUUUAAAAGGUGUCUGCCGAUUUUACUUCUUUGUUGUAUAUAGUUAAAAUAAAAUGAAUUCCAGUUUUAUCUCAAUUGGUUAUUUAUUUCAGCCAAUCAAUCUCUAUUAUUAUGAUCACAGAUCAGCCACUAAGUUACAGUCAAACAAAUGCAGUUUUCAGGCCAAGAAAAGACUAUUAGGAAGAAUUACCAGUACUUAUUUAGAAUAUUUAUAACCUGCCUUGCAAACAAAUGAUUCAUACUUAAGUUGUAAUACUAGUGUGGGGAACUUUUGGUCCUCCUCUAGAUCAGGGGUGGCCAACUCUCAAGAGACUGCGAUCUACUCACAGAGUUAAAAACUGGCAGUGAUCUACCCUUUUUGGGGUUCAGGCCAAAGUUGUUGAGCUUCUUUGUGGGGAGCCAGUUAUUUGCCGGUGAUCUACCACAGACGUCCAGUGAUCUGCCGGUAGAUCGUGGUCUACCUGUUGGACGUGCCUGUUCUAGAUGUUGCUAAACUACAACUCUCAUUAGUCCCAACACACAAUGGUCCUGUGCCAUUUAUUUAUUUAUUACAUUUGUAUACUGUAUACCCUCAGGUCUCAGGGCAGUUCACAAUAUAAAAUCCCAACAUCUGAAUAUAAAAUCACAAUAUCAAACUACAAAAUACAUUACAAAAAUAAGAACAGCCCAAUGAUCGUCCCUUGCCAACACAUUUUAAUAAUGGCCUGAGCUUGUACUGGACAGUGGCUUCUGGCUCUAAGGCUUUAUAGGUCAACAUCAGCAUUUUGAUUUGGGCCCGGAAACUAAAUGGCAGCCAGUGCAGUCAGGCCAGGAUUGGCAUAAUAUGUCUUGCCCCAUUAAGCAAACUGGCCACUGAAUUCUAUGCUAUCUGAAGUUUCCAAACAGUCUGCAAAAGCAGUCCUAGAGUAAUCCAGGCACGUCCAACAGGCAGAUCGUGACCUACCAGCAGAUCACUGAACGUCUGUGGUAGAUCACUGGUAGAGAUUACUGGCUCCCCCCAAAGAAGCUCAACAAUUUUUGGCGCCCCUAAAAAAAGCUCAGCAUUUUUGCCCUACACCCCCCCAAACGACUUUCCUCCUCCCUAAAAAGCUCAACAACUUUGAUGCGAACUCCCAAAAAGGGGGUAGAUAACAGCCAGUUUAUAACUCUGUGAGUAGAGUGCACUCUCUUGGGAGUUGGCCACCCCUGAGUAAUCUAACCUAGGGGCUACCAGAGCGUAAACUACAGUACUUAGGCUGUCCCUGCCCAGAUAGGGGCACAGCCAAAGCUGAUGGAAGGCACUCUGCACCACUGAGGUCACCUGAGCCUCAAGCCUCAAGCAACAGCAAUGGACCCAGAAGUAUCCCCAGGCUACUUACCUGCUCCUUCAGAUGCUCCCCAUCAAGCAAUUUCCCAGGAUGAAUGGGAACUGACUUACCUUCCUGAGAUAUGGGGAGGAUAACCUCUGAAUGGCCCUUGAUCGGAUGGCCAGGGGGUCAGAGAUGUUACAAUAAUCACUGUGGUCAUGUCCACACCAUACAUUUAGGGCACAUAUCUUUCCCCAAAGAAUACUGGGAGCUGUAGUGUGUUAAGGGUGCUGGGAAUUGUAGUUCUAUGGAAUGUAGUUCAUUCUUUGGGGGAAGCCGUACUGUUCAGGUGAUCUAAAUGUGCCUUAAAUGUAUGUGGUGGGUGGGAACUAGACAGCUUUGGAUAAAAAAAAAGGAUUAGCCAGAAAUGCAGUGAACAAGCUAAACCACACAAUGGCUAAAAACAGAACCUCCAUUUUCCAAGACAGUAUACCUUUGAUUACUAGAUCCUGAGAACAAACAGCAAAGACCAGCGAGCUGAGCUACCAUACAACGGUGUCAUCACUUGGCAGCUCUUGAAAUGGACAAUUGUAGUACCAGGGGGGCUGAAAGGCAGAGUGGGUCUGGCAUCUCUUAAAAUUAUUUUCUUCUGGUGGAUUGUUGGUAAACGGCAGUCCUGACUGGGUGGUGUGAACAGCAUGAUCAUAAGGCACAUCACAGGCACAACAAUGCACAGAAUUUGUGGCAUCUCUCCAGUCAGAAGGAAGCUCCUGGACAAACAACUGGCCAAUGAAAACUGAACAUAGGGGAGGUUGGAGGAGAAUUUCCAGCUGUUCUCUGAACAGCAAGGAAAAAGCAGUAAAAGACCAAUGUGAGCUGCAACAAAAUGUUGCAGCGUAGAACGCUCGUGUUUCACACCCUUACCUCUUUCAAGUUCCAUUCCAAUUCCAUUAUACUUUCAUUUCAGUCCUCACUGGGCUAUAUUUUGGGCAGGAUUUUAAAGAGCCAGUGGCCCAAGUCCCCUUUGUGGACCACAAGUCUUUGUAGCAACCAGCGCACCCUUCAGCCCUGCUCACUGAGCAUCCAUCGGGGACUGGAUCUAGCAGGGCUCUCCUUAUGUUGGAUAAGACACAAACAAGUCGAAGUUCCAGUUUUGCCCCUGGAGUUUUUGGGUUUGCGCCCCAUCUCCUGAAAAAGCAAACAAACCCGGAACUCCCCCCACCCCCACCCUUUUGUGUGCGCGGGCGAGGGGGAAGGAUGGGAUCACCAGCGGCCCUUGGGCAGGGAGGGGUCGGCGUCUUGCUCCCUCCGCGCCCGCCAGGUCAGCCGGCGCUUGCAAACUUUGCAGCCGGGCCGCCCCGGCCGCAGCGCCCUCCUUCUCCCCCUGCGGGGCUUUGCGCACGAGUCGGCGGCGUUUUCACACGGGCUGCUGCUCGCCCAGCCGAGAUAAGAGGCAGCUGCCAGCGACGCCGGCCUUAGCGGGUGGGGAGGCGGCCGAGGAAGGGGGCGCAAGGCCGGAGAGGUCGAGGCUGAGCGGGGGCCUCCGCGGGGAAGGGAGCGUCCGCCGGUUUGCACCUGCCGGCGAGGAUGGAGCCGGGCUCGGGAGAGAAGAGCCAGCUCCUCAACGGCGUGGAAGGCAGGUGAGUCGCGGGCAGCGGCCUCCGCGGUUCUUUCCCCCACUUUGCUUUCUGCUCCUGCAGUUCUCCGCCCCGAAGGCAAUGCGGACGCUUCGCGCCAAUAUAGCUCCAGAUCCAUUUACUACCUCGCUGCUUCUCCAGCAUUAAUUCUUUGCCACAGUGCAGUCCGAUUUUAAGCAUGUUUACUCCGCAAUAGGAGCAAACUCCAAGGGGCCCAGGUACCUUCUGGCUCCCCCCAAUAAAAUAUUUGAUGCUUCCCAGGCACCCCAAGUUGAUAGGCAUUGUCAUUCAAAAUAGUGUGCGCCUUGUGACUGAUUAUACGGGGCGCAGCUUGCCUUCCCCCCCAAUAUUUUAUUUAAGUUAGUACCUUUGUAGAUGGGGUAAGUCCCAACAAGUUAAGGGUGAUCUGAUGAUGACACUAAAUAGGUGCAAGAUUGGACUGUAGGUGUGCAAACCUGUGUUUGCUCAGGUGUGAAUCGUGUUGCGUUCAGUGGGAGUUAUGCCCUAGUGAGCACCUUGCAACCUUAUCUAGGUCGCUGGCUUUGGGAGAGAGGCUCAUCACCACCUGCCCACCUCCCCAUCUUACCCAGCUUAUUGGUUAGAGUUUGGGGGCUCCAUCAAAGCCUUCAGAUCCAAAAUUGUGCAUGCAGACCCUCCCAGCCACUCUCUCUUACAGUACUGGACUGGAACCCAAAGAAGUGUAAUGAACUUACAAAAAAGAAAAAGAAAAAUCCUGCCAAUUCCUAAAACAUGUGUGGAGAAGCUGUGGCCCUCCAGAUGUUGUUGGACCCCCAAUUCUGCCAGCCCCCACCAGCAGGAACAUGGGCCAGGAAUGACUUUUACUGAUUGGUUUUGGCUAUUUACAUCCUGCUUAACAGUAUUCCUCUCUAAGUAGUAGAAACAGCAAACUCAGUAAACACCAUGGAGAUAAAAUCAGUUAAAAGCUAACUCUAAAAUAAAAAGUAGCUUAAAAUGACUGCUGACAUGGGCUCCGGAAGUUCAACAGGGAAGUGGGGGGGCGGCUAUCUGAUAUCAGCUGGGAGGGGACUGUAAGCUUGCAACAUCUGGAAAGCCAAGGGUUCCCUGUCUGUGGUCUAGAAUCAAAUCAAGAAGUUAAACUUUUCCUGGCAUGAAAUUUCAGAGAAGCUUUAUCUGUUGAAUGUCGAUAUCUGUUGUGUAUUUGUUAAAGGCAAGGCAGGCAGCUUUGCGUGAAAAAAGGAUGGCAGCCUCCGACUCAAGCUCUCCCAGGGUGUGUGUUCAAAGAGUAAUUAGUCACUAUUAAGUAACUUUGACAUCCUUUUUCAACUGCAAUAAGGGUAACUAAAAGCAAGGCAAAAGGGUUGUUUCUGUACACCCCCACUAUACCAGGGAAAACCUAUGAGCGGAGUGUGGGUUCUGUUCUUGCAGCAGAGAUUGCGAACAGAGAGUGGGAUCAGAGGGUAGGGAUUGUUCCAGUUUAGUUAAUGUAAAAAUGGAGUCUUCUCUAAUCUAGCAUAAAAUGCUUUGCAGCAGGUGAUGGCAGCAUUUCUGGAGAAACGCAGGGCUGUUUUAGAGAGAGCCCUGGGCUGCGACAUGUAUUUGCUACACUUACACGCCACCCUCCUGGAAGAAGCACUGAGCACUGUGCUUACCUCUGCCUCUCCCAUAUUAUCCUUACAACAACCCUGUGAGGUAAGUUAGGGAGAGAGAGUUAUAUGCCAAGGUCACCCAGCGUGGGCUAAACUCUGCGUUUGUUCUUGUUAUAUAAAGAGCAUCUGCAAGGAAGCAACUUCCAGGCAAAUGUGGCAAAAGCUUAAAACUUUUUCUCUGUUCUCUGCCCUGUUCCAAGAAAACUUGCCUCUUGGAAGCGGCAGUUUGCAUUUCAAGGGCAGCACCAGAGGCUUCCCUUGAAAUGUAAAUUGCAACUUUAGAGAGAAAAAGUGUUUGGGUUUUUUUUUGUCAGAUAAGGUUGCAUGGAGAGAAAAUAAGGUCCUUCCCACCCCAUCCUCAGGGUCCCAAGUUUGCUCAAGCUUUGCAAGAGAUGCUGUAUAUAUCCUUAAAAAUUUACAAAUUGCUAUAUAUAUUAAAAAGCUUGAACUUGGUGUGAUAUACAGAACAAAACCCUUGCAUGUUAACUGCAUUAUUGCAGUAAAGAUCACCCAGCUUCAUGGCUGAGUGGGGAUUUGAACCCUGGUCUCCCCUGCCCUCCUUUGGCACUUGAGUGUAGAAACCGAAAUUGUUUGCCUGGGCAGAUAGAAGGCAGAGGUGUAGGAGUGUGUGUGUGUGUGUGUUAAGAACCUCAGACAGUAACAUGUUCGGAACGCAGCCUGCUCUACGGAAAGGUAAGAAUCACAUCCACCCAUUGUUCUGCCUGUGUCCCUCUUGCCUGCCUUUGGCAUGCAGAGGUUCCCUGCCAGUGAUUGCAGGAGGCAUUGUCACAUUGCAAGGGCACAUUCCACCCAGGAAAAGAACACCAGGGAGGGGCAGAGCAAGGCUGGUGCUGCAGGACAAAUGACCCAGGGAAUGAAUGGGGCUUGGCCAAGGAGGAAUCAAGAGGGCUGGGUAGAAAACUGUGGAGGGGGAGGCGCUGCAUUUGCCCCCUAGGCCUGAGGGUCCCCACCCUUAACUUGAGUGGUGCAUAUGUGCAGAGGCAACAGAAGACAAAUUAGGUAGUGCUGCCUAAGGACUGGAGGGCAUGUAAAUCAAACUCACUCACUCUCACACACACAAGCAAACACACACGCAAAGGCACAUGCCUAUUUUCUGCUUGUUUUGCUAACACUGUGAGGAUCUCUACUUGGCACUGCCGCACAGCAGAACUUGAAUGCCAUACCGUCAAACGAAACAUUAUUUUAAAUAAUAAAAAUAUAUGUGAUCAAGAUACUAUUUAUGAAACAUUAUUUUAAAUAAUAAUAAUAUAGGUAAUCAAGAUACUAUUUAUUUAUUAGUUUACAUUUCUUUCCAACCAAGGGAUACAUUUCUAUCCCAACAUGUUGCCCAGAGUGGUUGGGGCAACACAGUAAAAGUAAUUAAUUAUUAUUAAUUAUUAUUAUUAUUAGCUCAAGGUUAUGUACCUAGUUUUCCCACACCCCCAUUUUAUCCUCACAACAACCAUGUAAGGUAGGUUAAGCUGAGAGACCAAGGGCCACCCAGUGAUCUUCCCAGCCAUGUGAGGACCUGAAUCCUGGGCUUCCUAUGUCGUAGUCCUGCACACCAAUAGCUCCAGUACAGUGACUUUGAAUUGAAUUCAUAAGGAGCUGAAGUAAGGCAUCCUGCUCCAGCCUCUGCUGUUUUCUGCUUUGCUUUUCCAGCUGACACUCAACAUGGUGUGGCUAACUAACAUACUUGGUCCUUACUGGACAUUUUUUUUGUGGUAGCAGGGGCAUUCAGUUUAUUGUUGUGCUUCUGCAAAUUUAGAGUUUGGGGGACAACAGCAUCUCUGCCUGAGACAACCUCUCUCUCUCUCUCUCUCUCUCUUUAAAAAUCUUCUCUUUAUGACACAGGUCUUAUUUAGGAGUCGUGGGUAAGAAUUUCCCAAACCCAAUGGUCGGCUACGUUCCAGACCUUUCCUCCUUUGAGCUGGGCCUGAACGGGAACCAGCACUGCCAUUCCAGCUGGGCAUCUAACAGCAGCUACGAUGCUGAAAAAGAGAGAGCUCGGAAGAAGCUCUACGUCGCCUCGGCCAUCUGCUUGGUCUUCAUGGUGGGAGAAGUUGUGGGUAAGGCUCUUGACGCUUUUUGACAUCACUGUUUGCUGUUUGGGUUGUGCAUCAUGACUGUGUACAAAAUUAUCAUCAUCAUCCUAUAGAAUCAUAGAAUUGCAGAGUUGGAAGGGACCUUGAGGGUCAUCUAGUCCAACCCCCUGCAGUGCAGGAAUCUUUUGUGGAACUCAAACCCACAGCCCUCAGAUUAAGAGUCUCAUGCUGUACUGACUGAGCUGUCCCAGUUCUUCCUAUUAUUUGCCUGCCCUUCACCAUAAGUUCCCUGGGCAGUUUGCAACACAUUCUGGCCAGCCACACUGAAGGGGUGUGAAGCACAGCCAGUGAGGGCUGUGGCCUUGGGUGGAGGGGAGUUCCAGGGGAUGCAUAAAGAGGCCCAGAGGCCUGAGUUUCCCCAACUUCUGUAAUGCAUGAAUCAUCUGUAAUCAGUGUUGGAAAUUCGCAUUGUUCUAGGCACAUUUUGCAACAGGGAAUUUCAUUAGUGCGAGCAGCUUCUGAGUUCUGGGUGCGGUACUGCGCCUCAUAUUUCAGAUUAAAACUGCAGAGUGGAAGGAAAGGAGGACCCUUUUCUGCCUCCCCACUUCUAGCUACUCUCUGAAGACUGGAGAAGAGACCCUCUCAAAAGUAUUAGGGGGGUGGGCAGAGGAAGGACUAGACCACAUGAAAAAGGAACACAAUAUUUUAGCUACAGUUCAUUCAUUUUCAGCUUUGUAUUCCUGUUAUAAAAAAGCACGCCUAGAAAUUCCAUUGUUGUGCCCUUAACCUAGGAUUAAGGUGCCAUUUAGCUCCUGGCUUUCAUAUCUCAGUUUCUAAUACUGCCCUCUGCCUGUGGGGCUCUCUCUUCCCAGGGGGGUACCUUGCCCACAGCCUUGCCAUCAUGACUGACGCUGCCCACCUCUUGACGGACUUCGCCAGCAUGAUGAUCAGCCUUUUCUCUCUCUGGAUGUCCUCUCGGCCCCCUACCAAGACCAUGAAUUUUGGUUGGCAUCGAGCAGGUAACAACAUCCUGGCUACUAAGGAGUAAGUCCCAGUGAAUACAGUUAAGCAGACUUCCAAGGAAGCCCACCUAAGGUUGUGCCUGCUGGCUAUGUGACAUUCACACUGUAGCAGAUCAAAUGCAAACUUCUGAGCAGAGACUAUAGAGCUGUGUUGGUGGGGCAUGCUGAAUUUAAAAAACAAAACCAAGCCAAACCAGUGAGCGGGGCUGAAAAGUUGUAACAUGAUUUGGGAAUUCAAAAGAUAUGUUGGUUAAAUUAAUGUAACUUAGUUUUGCUUGGUAAGUAAAAUGUUUAUAAAAUUUCAUAGAAAUAAUUAAAAAUGAUUGCCAAGUACUUGCAGCUGUUGUUGGCCUCCGUUUGUCUCGGGAGACAAUGGAGGAGUGUGCCUUGGGGUGAAGUCAAACCGCUGGAGAGUUGCAUCGCCUGCUGUGGCUGUAGAGACUGAUACAGGAGCGACAUGUUUUGUUGCAGCUGGGGCAGAUGAAGGCAUCCAAUUGUGCUGCUGAAGAUGCAGCUAUAUUAUUAUUAUUAUUAUUAUUAUUAUUAUUUAGCAUUACCUGUCAUUUUUCAGAAGGUAGAAUUAAAAGUAUUUGGUUUUCUGAAAGCAGAGGGAACAAUGGAUCUCAUUUUAAGCCCAGAAAAUAACUAUGUGUACAUCAGUGAUGCAGGGAGGGCUGAAUUGGGGACGGUAAGAUUUGUGGGCCCGAUUCACAUGGAACUCCUGCACACGGGACAAUUUACACACAGGUCCCAAUUUCUCCCGUUCCCCCUCCAAUAAGGGGCUUAAUGUCUUUAUUGUUUCAAACAGUUCCCAGGACAUAAUUUUUACUGUUGAGGCUGCCUGCACAAAUAGAGCAGCACUGAAUUGGGCCUCUUGUUGCCUUGUGAAUUGGUCUGUCUGUUGCAAGAGAAUGUAUUGGAGCAAUCUAAUUGGGCAGCUUUAUUUGGUGGACAUACUCCCAAGUGUAUGCAGCUAGGACCAAACUCUCAGAAAUUACCUGCUUGGGGAGUUGUUGCUCUUCACCUGCCAUUGACACCUAACCUAACCAAACCUUCCUGGCUUUCUCUGCAGAGAUCUUGGGAGCCCUGCUGUCCGUGCUGUCUAUCUGGGUGGUGACUGGUGUCCUGGUUUAUUUAGCAGUGCAACGGCUGAUCUCGGGCGAGUACGAGAUAGAAGGGAAUGCCAUGCUCAUCACCUCUGGCUGUGCCGUGGCAGUAAACAUCAUGUAUGUAAGCAUGCUCAGAAUGCACUUGAAUGGGCACCUAAGGAAGUUGCAUAAACUGGAGAUUCUCCUCAGAUGGGGGUUGACCCUGGCAAUGGAUUGCAGGCUGCAUAGAUCAGUGAUACCAUGCUUUGUGGGGAAUCUCCAGCUUUUUGGUCCUGCCCACUGACAUCAGAUGGUAGGUAAAGGCGUGGCUGCCUUCACUUUGAAGUCACUUUGCAAGCAGUUUCUGUUGAAGCCUCCUGGAAACUGACUUAAAAAGCGAUAUUGUCACUUGAAGUGAUAAUGAAGUCAGGUGAUUAGCCUGCAGGCAUGUGUGGAGAUAGAGAUCUGUGCAAAAAAGAUCAGGAAGCUGGUGAUAGAAAAGACCUUAGCCAGAGGCCCUGGUGAGACACUCCCAAUUAAGGGUCUACAUUACUGGGCUGGGCAGACCAUCUGAGCUGGUAUGAAACAGCUUCCUGGGUUUUUGCUUCUGGAUGACAGGGGCUGAAUGAACAAAAGCCUCUGGUCAAAGGAAGAGCCCAACUCUCUUGCCCCCACUUCUGAGUGUUUUUACUUUUGAUGUUCUUCAUUUAGUGCAGGGGUAGGCAACCUAAGGCCCAGGGGCCGGAUGUGGCCCAAUCACCUCAAUCCGGCCCAUGGACAGUCCAGGAAUCAGCAUGUUUUUACAUGAGUAGAAUGUGUGCUUUUAUUUAAAAUGCAUCUCUGGGUCAUUUGUGGGGCAUAGGAAUUUGUUCAAUUUCCCCCCCAAAAUAUAGCCCAGCCCACCACAUGGAUGGUGGACCGGCCCACGGCUGAAAAAGGUUGCUGACCCCUGAUUUAGUGCAAUUAUCAGAUUUCUGUCCUGCCCUUCUUUCUGAAGGUUCCCAGGGUGGCAAACAACAAGCAAUAAAACUUAUGUACAGAAUUCAAGAGGAGUUGAGAAGCCAGUGUGGGAUUUAGUUAUUUAACUGUAGCAUUAUUUCUCUGCCUGUCAGCUGGGGAAAGGGUCCCAGAACUGCUUAUGGAAGAAUAAAGAUAGUUUCUGCCCACCGCAGUCGGAAAGAAAUGACAGAGGAGGAAAAAGCAAUGGGGAGGGAAGAGGAAAACAAAGAAGCUCGGAUACCAAUUCUUAAAAGUAACAAGUGACAGCCAGCUGAGGCUGGAAGAGAGUUCAGGAAAGAUCAGAGAGCAGAGCCAGUGGUAUGGCCCUGCUUCCCAUCUUUGCCUCUGCUGCAGCCUGAUGCUCUCCUUUUGGCAAAGUCUUCUCUCCUUGCCCACUUUUCCUUUUAAUUUCUCCCUCCAGAAUGGGCAUUGUUCUCCACCAGGCAGGGCAUGGGCACAGUCACGGCAAUGGGCACAGUCACGGCAGUGGCCCCAACACCAGUGUCCGGGCUGCUUUCAUCCACGUGGUUGGGGAUUUCCUACAAAGCAUUGGAGUCUUGGUGGCAGCCUACAUCAUCUACUUCAAGGUAAAGCGGUCUGGAAUAAUUGAUAAUUGCAAAGAAUAUUUAUUCCAUGAUGGAGCAGCUCUGCCAACUCUCUUAGGAGACAACUGCUGCUGUUACCAUGUUGGCUCUGCAAAGAACAAGCUUGUUUGGGGCCAGUAAUAAGUUAGGUGCGGAGCAGAGCAGGGACUCUGCAGUCGAGUGGCAGAGCAUCUUGGGUUCGGUCCUCAGCAUCAUCCCUCCCUUAAACCCUGGAGAGCUACUGCUGGUCAUUGUAGUGGGUACUGAUCUAGAUAGACCAUUGAACAGACGCUGUAUAAGGCAGAGAGGCUCACAGUUUUCUUUCUCCUUCGCCUUCUUCCUCCAGCCAGAGUACAAAUACGUGGAUCCCAUCUGCACCUUCCUGUUUUCCAUCCUGGUCCUUGGAACGACCCUAAGCAUCCUCCGAGAUGUUGUCCUUGUGUUGAUGGAAGGCAAGUCUCCCCUUUUGAAGUGGGCGAAAGAGAUUGGAGCAUCUGGUUGGACUAUGCCAUGAAUUUUCUAUGUAUGGGGGAGGCUGCUUGGUGUGGGGGGACAUUGUAAGUCAAAGCAAGACAUUGCAGCACUUAAAAUGCAGGUAGUUGCUUUACUUUUCCUUUGUUUGACUUCUGUUGCAUUCUAAGGGUUUGGGUUGGGUAGUAAUGUGUUAGUUAUUUCGCCCUGUGUCUCUUUGUCCCCAUAGCAGCUGGAAGGGUGCACCAUUUGAGUCUAGAAAAUGGGAUGGGGGGGAGGAAGCACCACUCCUCUGAGUCUCUGGAGCAGGCAUAGGCAAACUUGGCCCUCCAGAUGUUUUGGGACUACAGCUCCCAUCAUCCCUGACCACUGGUCCUGUUAGCUAGGGAUGAUGGGAGUUGUAGUCCCAAAACAUCUGGAGGGCCGAGUUUGCCUAUGCCUGCUCUGGAGGGUCCCUUCCUCUCCAGCUGCUGAAAUGGAAGAGUGGGGAGCCUCAGGCCUGGGGGCCAAAUGAGGUCCUCCAGUCCUCUCUCCAUGGUUCUCAGGGCUGGGAAAAGGACCCCCAAGGAAACACGAAGUCAUCUUCCAUGGUAUAAUCCAGGCUUCCCCAAACUCGGCCCUCCAGAUGUUUUGGGACUACAAUUCCUAUCAACCCUGACCACUGGUCCUGUUAGCUAGGGAUGGUGGGAGUUGUAGUCCCAAAACUUAUGGAGGGCCGAGUUUGACUGUGCCUGGUAUAAUCCAAUCAAACUAUGUGUUUUAGCUUUGCGCAAGACAAAGAAGCAGUUGUGUCAUCUUGUUGUCUGCUUCUCACCAGCAUCUCCUGCUCCUUCUUUGCAGCCACCCCAAAGGGUGUGGAGUUCAAUGAUGUGAAGAGUAUCUUGCUGUCCAUAAAUGGAGUGAAAGCCCUGCACAGCCUCCAUAUUUGGGCCCUGACGGUGUCUCAGCCCGUGCUGUCUGUCCACAUUGCCAUCAGUAAGUUGCACUCCUGUGCAAGGAGUAUCUGCAGGAUUUUUUCUAGGGGGUUGGGGAGAGAAAAUAUAAUAAAUCGGGCUUCCAGUUGUGGUUCAAAAUACCUGAAAGCCACCCAGGUUGGCAAAGGCUGUUCUAAAUAAACAAAUAUAACUGAAAGGUGGGAGCACAGAAACAAAUGAGGGGACUCAUGCCUGCACACGCUGCCUUGCAUCUCAGGUUCUACAAAUGCUAGAAACUUACUUUGUUUUGGAUUUUUUUUAUAAAAAUAAGAAAUAUGGGCAUCUUGUGAUACAUCUGGCAGGGGAGACAGUCCCUCUCCUUCCUUCUCUGCCCACAUGGCUAUGCAUGCCUCGAUGAGUUGCAGGUUUAGGGGUUACAAGGUGCAGUAGCUGAGGUGGAUGUUGGAUUUUGCAACUAGGGAAGAAAAGCAUGUGGGCAUAGACAGUGCUGGCACCCAGAAAAGCCAGGCUUUGACUGGGAUGGUCUGCCAACCUCAACCCUUGAUCCUACCUCCUCCUACACAGUGGGUGGAUGGCUUAGGCAGCGUACUGAAUGAGGAUCUUCAACUGCCCCACACCCCCAACCCUGUGCUUUUUAAAAAAUAGAACAUGUUGUAUUUGUUUAUUAUUAUUAUUAUUAUUAUUAUUAUUAUUAUUAUUUAUUAUUACUGUUGUUGUUAUUAUUAUAUGCCACCCAUCUGACUGGGUUGCCCCAGCCACUCUGAGUGACUUCCAACAAAAAAUAAUAAAAACACAAUACAAUUUUUUAUUUUUAAAUAUUUCUAAAACGUUUAAAAAUCUCUCUUAAGCCGUAUACAAAAAUAACACUGAACAAAGUAAGACUAUCACAAAAUCAGUGAAUGAAACCCAGGAACUGGUUAAAGACAGGCAUUCGGAAAUAAUAGGGCCCAAUCCAGCAGCUCACAGAAUGCACAGGCAAAAACAAAAAGCAAGAACAUCUUCACAUGACAUCUGAAGCAACUAAUGGAUGUUGUUUCAUAUAUACCAGAGGCUGCUUGUGGUGGUGCGGAUGAGGGAAGAGAGGCUCUGAAAUUGCUUGGAUCCUGACCAGUUUGUGGGCCUUGUCCUUGGUUAUGUUUUUGUUGCCAUUGAGUUGAUUACACAAUCACCUUUAUGAACAGUCCGUGUUGAUCCUUUCUGGGGAAGAAGGUGCCCUAAUAGCCAGCAAAACUAAAGAGGUCUGUAUGGGUGCUCUCGCAGAUAUCUGGGGCCCAAGUAGGGCCACAAACAUGUACUGUGAGAAAGGCUCCCAGAUACACCACUUAGCAUGGAGGAAAUCAAUCCAUUUGUGCUGCCUUCCUCAACGUGGUGCCACCAAGAUGUUUUGAACUACAACUCCCAGUACACCAUUUCCCCUCACCCCCAGACUUUGUGUCAAAUUAACGAUGCCUGUCUUCCUUUUGCUCUGCUCGCCGCUUGCCUCCCUUUCCAGACAAAGACGCAGAUGCUCAGGCUGUCUUGAAGGAAGCGAGUUCCCGCCUGCAGGGAGCCUUCAACUUCCACACGACGACAAUCCAGAUCGAGAACUACUCCGAGGACAUGAAGGACUGCCGGGAGUGCCAGAGUCCCUCUGACUGA